CAUUGAUAAUUCAAUUAUUCCUCUUGCUUUGCUUUUCCUCAUUCGCUCUCCAUUGCUUCUUCCCCUCCGUCGUCUCCUCACAAGACAAGGAACCUCCAUCAGCUAAUUGUUUAUACUCUCAUCAUCCAUGGCUUCUUCUUCCUCUUCCUCCUCUGAAUCGGCGCCUCGCAGUCGCGGCCAUGGAGGAUCUGAACACGAUCGCUGCCGACUGCGUCGUCAUCUGCUGCUGCUGUCAGUGCCUGAUCUUGCAGGUCCUGGUCUUCGCUCUGCUCGGGCUUCCCGCCAAAUUGGCGAAGAGAACCAGAGAAUUUGUUAAGAGAAAGCUUAAUCGAGGGAGGAGAUCGGGGGAGAUUGUGAAGAUCGAGGAGGAAGAGCACUGUGUUAGGGUUGGUGCGGGGAGGGAGAGCGGUUUUGGAGACGACGAGGAAGAUGAAGGGCGUCAAAGGUGUGGGAAGUGUAUAGAGGAAGUAGAGAAGGUGAUGAUGGAGUUAUACGAGAAGGGAGAAUUUGGGUUUGGGAGCUUCUGGGGUAGAGGAAGGGAAGGGGAAGAGUCUGGUUGUUCUGUUCCCGCCAUUAAUGUGGGUACUCCGAGUCAAAUUGAGCAGGUAGAAGACGGAGGAGAUGAUCAUUUUGUAAAAUACCAAAUAAUCCAAACGGCAGGUUCAUCGCGCAAAACAUAA
Messenger RNA from Neltuma alba, 680 nucleotides. RefSeq lists its product as uncharacterized. The coding region runs from base 180 to 680 and encodes 166 amino acids. NCBI's taxonomy places the organism in Eukaryota, Viridiplantae, Streptophyta, Magnoliopsida, Fabales, Fabaceae. The record is from RefSeq and is a predicted model, not a curated record. The transcript has a single exon.